AUGGCUCCGAAGCCAUUCCGUCCGGGUAACCGGUUCGGUCUCCUCGAUGAACUUACGCUUUCCGAUCCUCCUGACCCGCCGCCUCCUCCUCCAAAAAGAAAUAAGCCAUCGAACAGCUUGUUUAGUGAAUUCCCCUCCUUACCAACGAAAUCAAUUUUUAAAAAUCCCCGCUUUGUACACAUAACUCCCAAAGAUGAUUCCAAGCCCCUAACCAAAAUCAGUGUGUUUAUCCUUAAAAAACUUAUCGACUCCAUCAGCACGCAUUACGAAAAAAUAUCCCAACUAAGAGACGGUUCCAACCUUAUCCUAACAAGAGACCAAAACAUAGCUGAUAAAUUUAUUAAUUCGAAAGUUCUAGAUAGCGUUUGUCCCGUUAAUAUUAAACUGCAUUCUAACCUCAACCUAUCUAAAGGCAUAGCAUACGCUCCCUGCCUGAUUAAUGUCUCCGAAUCUGAAAUCAUUUCGGAACUUAAAAGCCAAUACGUCACUGACGUGUACAAAUUUAAUAAAACUAUGACAAAUGAUAAAGGCAAGGAAGAAACUAAACCUACAGGCCUUAUGAUAUUCUCCUUUGACUUGUUUAAAAUCCCAGAAUCCAUUGAAAUCGGUUGGUACAAAACAAAAUUAUCCGAAUAUAUCCCAAAUCCAAUGCGGUGUCGCCAAUGCCAACGGCUUGGGCACACAACUAAAUGGUGCAAGAGCCCUGCUUCAUGUGUAACAUGCAAUUUCCCCCUCCAUGAAGGUAUAAACUGUACUCGCACUGAAUGUGCCAAUUGCUCUGGCCCCCAUCCUGCCUCGUCUAAGAACUGCCUAAGGUACAUCCAAAGCAAAGAAGUACUUGAAUUAAAAACAAAAAACAAAUGUACACUAGCUGAAGCUAGACGAAUGCAAAGAGAAAGGUACCAGACUCAUUCAACCAUCUCUACGAGUCUUUUUUCUGAAAAACUAAAAAAUCCCCCUCCCGACACAGUUAAAGCUCCCAAGCCAUCUACCUCUUCUGUUCAAACAAUCAACGAUAAUAAAACUCAGCACAUUUCUCUUAAAGCAAACGUAACUGAAUUACAAAAAAACGACUCACAACAAAAUCAAACAACAGCUAACACAGAACAUAACAAAACUAACAAUGAAAAGAUCCCUAACCUUGAUAACGAAAAAUCUGACUCAAUAGUAUUCACUCAAAAUAAUCCUAACGACAAUACCUCUCAUUCUCCUGUAAACACUCAAACACCAACUACUUUACCUACUUCAACUAGAUCAAACCAAAAUGACUCUCUUCAAACAAUUACCUCUUCAGCCCAAACGCAAUUCCACAUGAACAUUGACAAUGAUCAUGACACAUAUUAA
This is a messenger RNA of Eupeodes corollae, 1344 nucleotides long. RefSeq lists its product as uncharacterized. The record is from RefSeq and is a predicted model, not a curated record. The coding region runs from base 1 to 1344 and encodes 447 amino acids. The transcript has a single exon. NCBI's taxonomy places the organism in Eukaryota, Metazoa, Arthropoda, Insecta, Diptera, Syrphidae.